AUGAAGGUGCCUGGUGAGGAUCCAGAGGAUGAGGAGCAGAUGGAGAUGUCUGGGGAUGAGCAGCAAGGUGGUGAUGCACUCGAUGAGGGAUUUUUUGGAGAGGAGCAGGGCGAAAUGCCUAAAGGAAAGAGAACUACAAGACAGGCAGCUAUAGGGCUUGUUCAAGAGGAGGAGGUACCUGAACAAGUACUUACUCAAGAAGCAUCCCCUGGGAUCGAGGCUUUUGAUUUAGGCACUAGAAGUGGUGGCGGUAUGGACCCAUCUAUUGCUAUGACGUGGAUCCAUGAAAUGGAGAAGUUAUUCGAGUUCCUGAUGACAAAGACCAUUCUAGGUGCUGAAGGGAAGGUGAUAACCUGGGAAGAUUUUAAAGUGGCUUUCGACAAUAAAUAUUUUCCUCCCAGUGUUAGACAACAGAAAAUGAUGGAGUUUGUACAACUCACACAAGGAAGCCAAUCUGUGAUGGGUUAUGAAAGAAAAUCUGAAGACCUGUCAAAGUAUGCUCCGCAUAUGGUGGUUACUGAGGAGCUGAGGGCCGAACAGUUUGAGCAAGGAUUGAAGCCUGAUGUUAGAAAAGUAGUGGCUACAUUUCAAUUGAAGACUAACACUGAGGUCGUUCAAAAGGCCCAGAUCUAUGAAGUAGAUCAUAAAGGGAACACCCAACCUGAGGGUGAGACCCCGAAGAAAAAGUUCAAGCCAAAUAACUUUAAAGGAAAGUGGGCGAUGAACCAAAAGAAGAGAUCCCAAGAUAAGGGAUCUAGAGUGGAAUGUCCCAAGUGUGGCAAGAGCCAAAAGGGAGAAUGCUUGAUGGGCACCACAACUUGUUUUAAGUGUGGUAACAGUGGACACUAUGCAAGAGACUGCAAGUCUGGUGGUGGUUACCAAUGGCCUGAGAAGACUGAGCAUAUUGGCAAGAAAGUGGUGGAAAACCAAAACCAAAAGACUCCUGGAAGAGUUUAUACUUUGACUACUAAAGAUGCUGAAGUUUCACCUUCAGUGGUAGCAGGUAUAAUGAGUGUUUCUGGUAUGCCUGCCUAUGUCUUAUUUGAUUCGGGGUCUACGCACUCCUUUGUUUCUUAUGAGUUUGCCAAUAAGUUAGACAUUGAACUCAAGAAUAUGGAUUGUCCGUUGUGUGUGUCUACACCUUCUGGACAUGUUAUUGAGACUGAUGUGAUCUAUGAGUUAUGUGCUAUAGAUAUUAAUGGGAAGAGACUUGAGGCCAACCUAGUGUUACUAGAUAUGAUAAGAGCACCACCAUCAAUGAUGAUUUCUACUUUACAAGCUAGGAAGUUGCUAAGGCAGGGUUGCCAAGGAUUCCUGGCAACAGUUCAAGACACUACAGCCAAAGAGUUGUUGAUAACUGAUGUACCUAUAGUGUGUGAUUUUAUAGAUGUCUUUCCGAAGGAUUUACCCAAAAUACCUCAAUACAGGGAGGUAGAGUUCUGUAUUAAACUUUUACCCGGCAUAGUGCCGAUUUCAAAGGCACCAUAUAGGAUGGCUCCUGUUGAGUUAAAGGAAUUGAAAGAGCAGUUAAAAGAGUAA
Molecule: messenger RNA, 1539 nt
Organism: Telopea speciosissima
Lineage: Eukaryota; Viridiplantae; Streptophyta; Magnoliopsida; Proteales; Proteaceae
Exons: 6
Coding region: 1-1539 (512 amino acids)
Molecular function (GO): nucleic acid binding; zinc ion binding
Source: RefSeq, a predicted model, not a curated record